Molecule: messenger RNA, 1411 nt
Organism: Calidris pugnax (ruff)
Lineage: Eukaryota; Metazoa; Chordata; Aves; Charadriiformes; Scolopacidae
Product: alpha-N-acetylneuraminide alpha-2,8-sialyltransferase-like
Exons: 2
Coding region: 176-589 (137 amino acids)
Biological process (GO): N-glycan processing; oligosaccharide metabolic process
Molecular function (GO): alpha-N-acetylneuraminate alpha-2,8-sialyltransferase activity
Source: RefSeq, a predicted model, not a curated record
UGUGCACAGGUGCAACCUUCCUCCUCUAUCCAGCGAAUACAGCAGGGACGUUGGAUCGAAAACCCAGCUGGUGACUGCAAAUCCCAGUAUCAUUCAGAAAAGGUUCCAGAAUCUGCUGUGGUCUCGAAAAGCAUUUGUGGACAGUGUGAAGGUGUACAACCACAGCUACAUCUACAUGCCAGCCUUCUCGAUGAAGACAGGGACAGGACCCUCCCUACGUGUCUACUACACCCUGGAGGACUUCGGUGCCAAGCAGGCGGUCCUGUUUGCCAACCCCAAUUUCCUGCGUGACAUUGGCAAGUUCUGGAAGAGCAAAGGUAUCCACGCCAAACGGCUUUCCACAGGACUCUUCCUGGUCAGUGCCGCCCUUGGGCUGUGUGAAGAAGUAACAAUUUAUGGCUUCUGGCCGUUCUCGGUGGACCUGCACGGGAAGUUUAUUAGCCAUCAUUACUACGACAAUGUCUUGCCCGAUUCUGGAUUCCACGCCAUGCCAGAGGAGUUUCUACAGCUCUGGUUUCUUCACAAAAGUGGUGUACUGAGAAUGCAGCUAGAACCAUGCGAGGACCCUUCAAUCCAGUCUUCUGCCUGAGGAUCGUAGGAUUUGGUUUGGGAGAUCCAAUGGUUUUUAAUUUCCAUGCUCUCCGACAGAGAGUUCUGUUUUCUGUUGAUUCUUUUUAAAGGGAAAAUAAUCAUGGAUCUGCAUGGACCAUAAAAAUGCUACUUGAAGGCCAAAUGGAAUACGUCCUUAAUGUAUAGUGCUUUAUGGAACUGGGGUGGGGGAAAGCGAAUCUCUCCAUCGAGUCCAUUCAGCAGCAUUGUGAAAAUAAUGUCAGAAGCAGCACAGCUGAACUUUCGGGGGGACAUUUUUGAAUGACUGAUGUAAAAAAGGGCAUUAAGGCUCGGAGAGACACAGGGCCACCCACAAGCUUUUGCUGACAGUGCCAAAUAUGACUGUCUGUUCAAAAAUCCAUUUCAUUCCAGAUUGGCACCUCGUACAACUUUCCUUUUUCCUUUUCUUUUUUUUUCCCCCCUCUGUGUGUGUGGGUGUGUAGGAGAGCAUGUGUGUGUUGUUGACUUUCUUUGUUUCGGUCCUUUUUCUUUUUUUCUUUUUUUUUUCUUUUACAUUGGUUUUUUUUUCCUGGUGGAAGAAAAAAGGAAAGGGUUAAAAGCCCCAGGAGCUGAGUACCAUCAACUCCUCUAAAGACUCUUGGGAGAGCGAUGGGUGCUAAGAAUCUGGUUAGAAGAAUGUCCUAGGAAUGCCCUGCUACUGGGUAUGGGUGGACCUGCUUGCUGUAGGUUUCAUGAGGGUAGUUUAAGUCACUGCACCUAUAGCUAUACGUAUAUGCUAUACUGUGGGCAAGACCUGGUUAAGGGAAAUUUGUCUGAAAAUAAAACUUGUGUUACAAAACCA